AUGGCAUUUACCCGACAUGCUUGUACCUCGAGCAUGAUACUUGCAAACACAACAGCAUACCACGGCCUCAUCAUAUACUCGUUGGCUGUCAGCAUCUCAAAGCAAGCGACGACAGAAGCAAAGGUCCGGGGUGGGGGUAUUGGGCAGGAAAUCGGGGAAUGGGAAUUGGAGAAUCGGGGUUGGGGGUUGGUUUUGGAGUUUUGGAUACUUUGA
This is a messenger RNA of Letharia columbiana, 213 nucleotides long. RefSeq lists its product as uncharacterized. The record is from RefSeq and is a predicted model, not a curated record. NCBI's taxonomy places the organism in Eukaryota, Fungi, Ascomycota, Lecanoromycetes, Lecanorales, Parmeliaceae. Bases 1 to 213 code for a protein of 70 amino acids. The transcript is spliced from 2 exons.